This is a messenger RNA of Phragmites australis (common reed), 1524 nucleotides long. Its product is annotated as transcription factor PCF8-like. Gene Ontology annotation, biological process: regulation of secondary shoot formation. The coding region runs from base 356 to 1222 and encodes 288 amino acids. The record is from RefSeq and is a predicted model, not a curated record. Gene Ontology annotation, molecular function: DNA-binding transcription factor activity; sequence-specific DNA binding. NCBI's taxonomy places the organism in Eukaryota, Viridiplantae, Streptophyta, Magnoliopsida, Poales, Poaceae. Gene Ontology annotation, cellular component: nucleus. The transcript has 5 exons.
CAGUGCUCAGGCGGAUAAGCCCAGCCCCAGCCCCAGCCCCAGCCCCAGUGGUUGCAGGUUCAGGUGCUGAGCUCGGUAGCACCAGCUCAGUAGUGUAUCACCAAAAGUUUUGGACUUGACAGGCUCCAGCACUCCACUCUCACUCCCCUCCCCUCCUCCUCGGCUGGCAUUUCGAUCCCCUUCAGCUUCAGCUUCAGAACAGCAUCCCCGUCUCUGAAUUCUUCCUCUUGAGAAAGUGAGAGGUGCUACUGCAUGUUUUCAGUCAAGAGCUACUUAAUUUGUGCAACAACUCUACAAAGCUUUGUGAUAAAAGAUAGCUGAGAAUUUGGGUGUGCCAGCCUUGGAGGAGGUAGGCAUGGAGCGCACCACCUGCAAGCGCCCGCGCGCCGCGCUUGACGGAGGGUCGGCGGCCCCGGCGUGGCGGACGUCCCGGGUGGCGCGCGCGGCCGCCGGCGGCAAGGACCGGCACAGCAAGGUGGUGACGGCGCGGGGCCUCCGCGACCGGCGCGUCCGGCUCUCGGUGCCGACGGCCAUCCAGUUCUACGACAUCCAGGACCGCCUCGGCGUCGACCAGCCUAGCAAGGCCAUCGAGUGGCUCAUCCGCGCCGCCGCCGCGGCCAUCGACGCGCUCCCGUCGCUGGACUGCUCCUUCGCCCUCCCCGCUGUCUCCUCCCCCACGCCGGCCGCCGGCGACGAGGCCGAGGUCAGCACAUCCGAGACCAGCAAGAGCUCCGUGCUCUCGCUCGCCAACGCCCCCGGGGACAACGUCACCGCCGCCGCCACCGCCGCUCACCAAGCCAACCAUUACAACGGUAACGCCGGUGGCGGCGGCGAGUUCGCCGAGCUACUGCACUGCUCCCCCAACGACAACAAGCGAAUGCAGCAGCAGCCGACGCUCGCCUACUACACCGCGCAGCCCCCGAGCUCGCACGUCGCGCCGGCCAUGUCCUUCGAGACGAUGCCCCAGCUCGCCUUCCUCCAGGAGCAGCCGCACCACGCUGUCGCCUUCGAUCGGGGCACACUUCAGUCCAAUGCAGCCAUCGCCGCGCCGCUGUGCCCCCCGUCCCAGCACCCGUGCCUGCUGCAGAGGUUCGCCGCUGCUCCUGCUGAUGCCGCCGGCCUGCCGUUCUUUCUCGGAGGUGGCGCUGCUGCUGCUCCGGUGACGGUCAAUGCGGAGCGGAGGCUGCAGCUCUGGGACUUCAAGCAGGAAAGAAAGGCCUGAACUUUGGCAACCAUUGUUUGGUGUUUCAGAUGACUAAUCCUUGGAGAGUAACCUGCAACUGUGUUCUGGUGUUGUACCAUGCCAUGGUUGACAAACAUAAUCAAGAUCUGAAAAACAGAAUUGGCUGAAGAUGGCAGCAUCUGGAAGAUAUGCCAGAAAUCGAUGUACUGCCAGAUCUUUCAUUGGUCACUUACAUUUGUCAUUCACUUACUCUAAUGGUGUGCGGUUUGUUCGCCACUUCCAUUGUUGUGAUCAGAAACCCAUUUCUAAUCUUUUCCCCAUCUAUUGUUUUACUAUGGUAA